Molecule: messenger RNA, 791 nt
Organism: Setaria italica (foxtail millet)
Lineage: Eukaryota; Viridiplantae; Streptophyta; Magnoliopsida; Poales; Poaceae
Product: heavy metal-associated isoprenylated plant protein 39
Exons: 3
Coding region: 277-618 (113 amino acids)
Molecular function (GO): metal ion binding
Source: RefSeq, a predicted model, not a curated record
CGGGGUAAGAAACAAAAAGCUCUUCCUGAAUGGAACUGUCUCUGUGUGGAAACACCUAGACGGCUAGACGGUUCUGUUGUUUGUCCUGCUGGUCAUCCGAAUGAAGUUGAAACCUCCACAUCCACACCACUAACCAAUGCGAUUCUCUUCCCGUUGUUCACAUGCGUUAUAUUUCUGCCAGGAAGAGGUUUCUUCUCACCUCUCUUGAGCGAGCGUCGUCCUUGAGCAAGUAGCAGCCUCUCCUGCUCCUCUGGUGUUAUCCGCCCAAAACUUCAGAUGGCUCAGUCUAACAAGGAUGUGUCCACGGGGUGCUGGCAGAAGGUGGUGCUCCGGGUCCCGGCCAUGACCGACGACAAGACGAAGCAGAAAGCCAUCGAAGCUGUUGCUGAUAUCUACGGAAUCGAUUCGAUCGCAGCAGACCUCAAGGACAACAAGAUGACGGUGAUCGGCGACAUGGACGCCGUGGCGAUCGCCAAGAAGCUGAAGAAGAUGGGGAAGAUCGACAUAGUUUCGGUCGGCCCCGCCAAGGAGGAGAAGAAGCCGGAGAAGAAGGAAGAGAAGAAAGAGGAGAAGGCUGACAAGAAGCCGGCGGAGGGGGAGAAGAAGGACAACAAGUGAAGGAGCAGCCGCCAGUUGGUCUGUCCGAUGAAGCCAACGGAAUCACGAAAACCCGGCGAAAAUCUUGACCUGUUUUUCUUUUUCCAACUGAGACUGAGACUGAGAAUGAUUGCCGAAUCGCUUUGUUUACGGUACUUGCUACGCCUGAGAAAAGAAAUCGAGACGUUUACGCA